UCGUGAAUUGUCGAUUUUCGAUAUUCUUUUGUCAUGAGAUUAAUUUUUAAACAAUCAAACCAUUAAUUUCCACUUCCAUCAUGUCUUUCGGUGGAUUAAUUAUUAAUCCGAUGAGAUAUUCCUUUUUGUAAUAAUAAAAGUUGAUUUAUUCAUUUCUGAUGGAGAUAUUGAUGUGAAAAUACAGAGAAAUUCCAGAAAAAAAUUCAGAAAUCUCGGAGUUGAAUGUUGAUCGGUUGCAUAGCAACAAAUUGCGAAUGAAUCGUCGACCCAAACUCCAAACAAAUAUAUCUUCUCACGAUACAGUACUAUCAUUACUCCGAACUUUAUCCAAAAGUUUUGCGAUAAGAAGAAGUGUGAAACAUCACGCAGUGAAGUGUUCCCCAUAACGACCUCUCGAUACUCAUUACUGAAGCGAUUAAAAUUAUUACUUCAACACUAGAUAAUCUAAUUAAGCGUCGUGUCCAGGUCAUGACGUUAAAAAAAUAAAUCCAUAAAUCAAACAGAAAUCAAACUCCAUUAAAUUCCACAGUACUCCAAGGAUUUCCACACUUUCUCAAUAAUAGAAUCGAAAUGCUACACUUGCUCUCGAGUGUAGACGAUGAAGAGUUGUUAACCUGCAAUUCGAUGAUGGGAAAUGUCUCGAAAGACUUGGAGAAUCCGCCAAAGAAUGUUGUCAGAAGACAGCUUCAAAAUUUUUCUGAAUUUUCUUAUUCGGAAAGUAUCAAGGUGACAAUUAAGGAAAAACCGAUCGUUGAAUCGAAAGAAUACCGAUUAAAUCUUCUAGGUUGGGCCUUCCAGGCGUUCCUGUCCCAUCUCCAGAGGACAAAACGUCUCUGCGAAUUGAAGAUAAAAACACACGAGCGUCUGGUCACCCUGGAAUUAAAACGUCACUUCAGGAUUUGGAAAUCAAGAGUGGAUGAGAGAAAAAAGGAACUCCCGGCGAUAAAAAAUGAUUUGUCUGACGACCAGAAGAUCCAGGAGUUUGUGGAUGCACUGGUGGAGAAGCAGAAGCCAUUGAGGAGAGUCGAUACGACCGGAGGUGCAUCACGAAGACCUCCAGAAGAGAAGGAGGAGAAGGAGUUGAUGGUUAGACCAGGAAAAAUAGUGGAAUCCUCUCUGCAGAAGCGCUUAUCAUUCCAGAAGAAGAUCAUCACUGAGCAGAGAUUGAAGCUGGUCCAGCAGAAUCAGAUAAUCGAGGAGAUGAGACUGAAGAGACUCUCCGAGGAAUCCCACCUGGCGAAAGAGAAAACGCUCACGACUGCUAGACAAGUGCUGAAGAAAUGCAGACAGAGGACAAGAAGCGACUUGAUGCAGUUGAUGAGGACAGAGGGAGUUGAUUCCCCUGGAGGAGAUUUUUCGAGGACAAAUGGGUCUGGAGCCUGUCAGACCCCGGAUUUUAUCUUCAGGAUGGAGGCGAGGGCUCAACGACGGAGGGAGAGGCUGCGGGAAGCUAGGGAAAAGCAGAGGGAACGACUGGAGAUUCAGAGACAGCAGGAAGAAGACAGGAAGAAGGAAGAGGAGGAGAAGCAGAAGAGCCUGAAACUGGAGGCACAGCGCAGGGCUAGACGACUUCUUCAGGAGCAACGGAGGAAGAAGAUUAUUGAAGCUGAGAGGCUGAGGCUUUCCAAUGAAAUCAUCGAGAGGUUCUACAGGAGGUACCUCUUGAGGAAUUAUAUUCUGAUGCCUUUUGUCAGGAUUCUGCAGGAGGAAAAACACCUUUUGCAAAUUGCUGACGAGCAUUUCUACAGUACUUCCUUGAAGAGGAGUUUUGGGACUUGGAAAAACGUGACGAGACAAUCGGUUGAGGCGAAGGUGAGGAGGUGCACUACGAUCUGCAAUGGAAAUAUUCUAUUUCGAUUUUUCAGCGAAUGGGUGGAGAUGGCGAGGGAGAGGGCGAAGAAAUUUCAAAUCGCCUGGGAUUUUUACAGGGCGAGGGUGUGUGGGAGGUAUUUGAGGGCCUGGUAUCACCGAGCUCUGGAGAUGAAGGCCAAGUCUCUGGAGACCCUGCAAUUCGUCGAGAAUUAUUACGAUGAGAAGAUGAUGCGCAAGUACUUCCGGAUGUGGGGGACGUACACUAGAAUUUCGGAGGAUGUGAAUGAGAGCGACAGGCAGAAGGAAAAAUUUAGGGCACUUGUGCAAAAUGUUGUCCCUAAUUUCUGUCCCAAGCACAGGGGAGUCAUCAGGGAUUAGUGAUUAAUACAAUUCUUCAGGUUCAUCAGUGGCACGAUGAAUCGGGUUUAUUUAAACUUUUAAUAUGCAAUACUGAUGGUUUCAUACACGUUUUUUUUUAACGUGAAAUUUGAGGCCAAUUUUAUAAUUGUAUUUUUAUUAUUAUGGUGAAAGGUGUGACGAUAUCGUAUAUGUUUUAUCACAGCUGUAAUUAAUUUCUUCGUUAGUGCCCAUUACGUUUUAAUUUUUACAGACGAUUGUAGCGAUUUUUUUUAAUUUCUAGUGAUUUUUGGGGUUUCUAUUGAAAUUUUAUUUUUUAUUUGAAAGGAAUAUUUAACAUAAACCUCUUGAUUUUCAAACAGAAUGAGAAAUAAAUAAUAAACGAUCAAUAGAAAUCCAAUAGAAUUGUCCAACAAAUUCAUCAACCUUUAGUCGGUAAUUUUUUUAUACAUGAACACUACGCGAUCACAAUAUAUUACAUAAAAAACAGCCAGUGCUAUUCUCGCUUUAAUCUUUGUAAAACGAUAUUUAAUUUUCUCCAUUGCAAAACUAGAAAUCAUAACUCAU
Messenger RNA from Fopius arisanus, 2736 nucleotides. Its product is annotated as trichohyalin. The coding region runs from base 571 to 2190 and encodes 539 amino acids. NCBI's taxonomy places the organism in Eukaryota, Metazoa, Arthropoda, Insecta, Hymenoptera, Braconidae. The record is from RefSeq and is a predicted model, not a curated record. The transcript has 2 exons.